AUGGCUGCGGAACAGGAACAGGACCAGGACCGCAGUUCUCACUUUACUGAUCCGAUAUAUACGGAGACGGAUGAAAAGAGCGAUAGAUGGAUGCAUGCUAGCCGAAUGGGAGCUCGAUGCUUGUCUUGUGCCCUCGAACGACUGUCGAAGAUCAAUAUCAUCACCAACCCCAAGUACCAGAAGGACGGUCUCAAGUCCUAUGCCUACCUUCUCAACGAGUGGGGUUUCAACCCUACGCAACCAGGUCCAUAUGUCCAGAUAGCGGGCCCGUCCAACUCGGGACACCAAGGUCUUCUCAGUAAGCUGGGCAAGAACUCUGCUCGGUUGCUGGUCAAGAAGGUGGGGGUUUCUCGAGACGGAUCAUCUGUUAUCACCGAAUUCGUGCCUGUACGGGACCAACAGAACGAGAAUCUCUACCACUGCACUGUAUCGAUUGGGACUCCACCUCAGACUCUUGUACUCCAUUUCGAUACAGCUUCGGCUGACUCGUGGGUCUGGUCUACAGAGCUCAGCAAGAAUAUGCAGUCUGCAGCCAAGUGUAAUGGACAUGAACUCUUUGACUCCACCAAGUCCUCGACUUUCACGAAAAUGCGCGGCAGUACCUGGAAGAUCACCCAUGGUGACCACUCUGCCGUAUCUGGAAUAGUCGGUACUGACACCGUCGUCCUCGGAGGGCUAGAGGUCACUGGACAAGCCAUCGAGCUGGCCAAAUCGUUAUCGGAAAGAGUCGCUCCUGGCGUUGGUGAUGGAAUCCUAGGCCUCGCUUUUAGAUCGAUCAACACUGUGACACCCAAGGCUGUGAGUACUCCAGUCGAGAACAUGAUCACUCAGCCAGACAUCCCUAAGGGUGCAGAACUCUGCACUGCGAAGAUUGGUUCCUGGUGUGACGCCGAUGAGCCGGACGACGAGGGGGCUGGCUUCUACACCUUCGGUUACAUUGACCUACCGACCGUGGAGGCGUCCGGCCAAGACAUUUACUAUACUCCAGUCGACAGCUCCGAUGGAUUCUGGACUGUCAGCUCCGGCUCCACCAUCGUGAAUGAUACGGUAGUGACGAAGGGGGGAAAAACUGCCAUCAUCGACACCGGGAGCCCUCUCACACUUGUCUCUGAUGUCGUCUGCCAGGCCAUCUACGGCUCCAUCGAGGGGGCCGUCUAUGAUCCACAGGACCAAGGUUGGGUAUUCCCUUCCAUCACCACCCUUGACCAGCUUCCAACUGUGAGUGUCGCUAUCGGUGACAAGCAGUUCACCAUCAACAAGGAGGACCUGGGAUUUGCCACUACUUCAAACAGCACGAUCUAUAGCAGUAUCCAGUCACGAGGUGAUAUGGACUUUGACAUCCUCGGUCAUGCCUUUUUGAAGGGGGUCUAUGCUAUCUUCGAUCAAGGCAAUCGUCGUUUUGGCGCUGUUGAACGACCGCAGGAGUACCAGGACAUGGGUUUUGUUUUGGCUUGA
Molecule: messenger RNA, 1455 nt
Organism: Drepanopeziza brunnea f. sp. 'multigermtubi' MB_m1
Lineage: Eukaryota; Fungi; Ascomycota; Leotiomycetes; Helotiales; Drepanopezizaceae
Source: RefSeq, a predicted model, not a curated record